AUGCUUCGAUACUAUUCUAAAGGUGCCGAGUAUGAGAGGCGAAAGAAUGCGUCGGAAGAUACUUGCGUGCCUUAUUCUGGGGUGCUCCGCAUGGCAAAAAUUCACGAGGGAGGAGAGUAUGUGGCAAUGCACCAUUCGCGAUGGCAUAGCCACUUGCACCCAGGGUUUUGCAAUUCCAUCGAACUGCGUGGCGGUUGGGAAAGACUAUGUCGCUUGCAUGAGGCGGUUUUCCGCCGAACAGUACAAGGUUCACCAAAGGAACGAACUGUUGAAGCAAAGGAUGAAAUCGAAGAAGAAAAAGAAGAAGACCUAAUCACUCGAGAUAAUUAA
Molecule: messenger RNA, 330 nt
Organism: Cooperia oncophora
Lineage: Eukaryota; Metazoa; Nematoda; Chromadorea; Rhabditida; Trichostrongylidae
Source: the annotation of a GenBank genome assembly